Messenger RNA from Penaeus chinensis, 4466 nucleotides. RefSeq lists its product as uncharacterized. Gene Ontology annotation, molecular function: pseudouridine synthase activity; RNA binding. The coding region runs from base 273 to 3044 and encodes 923 amino acids. Gene Ontology annotation, cellular component: nucleus; cytoplasm. The record is from RefSeq and is a predicted model, not a curated record. The transcript is spliced from 13 exons. Lineage: Eukaryota; Metazoa; Arthropoda; Malacostraca; Decapoda; Penaeidae. Gene Ontology annotation, biological process: tRNA pseudouridine synthesis; mRNA pseudouridine synthesis.
UUUAAAGUUCUAUAUUUUAAAUGAGAAUCAUAACUAAGACGUUAUUUCCGGUAAAAUACGAAGGAAACAAAUUCAAAUACUUCGAAUUUAUUUAAAAAAUAGGGUAUUAAAUGUUUAGCCGCCAUAUUGGAAACGUUUCUGUAGACGUUUUUUCUGGCCUGUUAGCCUUUUUUUCCGUUUUAGGAAGCGAAAAAAAGGAGAAACCCUAGAAUUGAAACAGGGCCAAGACACCUCAUUUUCUUCUCUUUCUUGAGGCAUGAAAACCGUGAAAAAUGCCUGCUUGUUCUGCUCCAAAUUGCACAAAUAGGCCGGAGAGACCCAAUGGAAAAACAUUUCACCUCUUCCCCAAGGAUGGUUCGCUGAGGCAGCAGUGGGUGAGGGAGGUCAACCGUGAGUAUUGGACACCAUCCAAGAGGUCACUCCUCUGCUCUGACCAUUUUACCGAGUCGUGCUUUGAUAAGACGGGCCAGACCACCAGACUAAAAGACAAUGCUGUGCCGACGCUUUUCGAUAUACCUGCACCCACGAGGAAGAAGGCCAGGCCAAGAGAAGAGCCUCCGGAGAGUGAGACGAUGGUUCCUGCACAGAGGGGUCGGCCGAGGAAAAAACAGAAACAGGAAACCAGCACCAAAUUAAGUCGUGAGGAACUUGAGGCAAAAUUGCAGCUGCUAGAGGAACACAACAAGAAAUUGACAAAGCUGCUUUCACGGAGUCCACGACCCUCAACAGUGACUGAGACUAAGAAGACGGAGAGCAAGAAUAAAAACAUCUUUGUCUUCAGGUAUCCAAGGAGGCAGAUCUUGUUGAAAGUGGCAUAUCUUGGGUGGGACUACCAGAGCUGUGCAUCGCAGGAAGAAAUCCAACAAAGUAUUGAAGAUAAAUUACUGCAAGCACUUCUGAAAACAAAUUUAACAGAAUCUAUUAUUAGUUCAAAGUUUGAAAGGUGCAGCAGCAACAGUGAAGGCUUCAGCCCCUUUGACCAAGUAAUCUCUAUCAUAGUCCGAAGUAAUCUUAAGUCUGGCCUGGGAGUCAUUCCUCCAGACAAAAAAGCAGGGUCAGCAGUGGAAGAGAACCCAACAUUGCCUCUGUGUGCAGAAGAGAAUGGCGAGCAGGAGAUUGAUUACACAAGAGUAGUGAAUGAAGCUUUACCCAUGGAGAUUCGGCUGCUGGCUUGGUGUCCAGUUCAGGCUGGAUAUUCGCCCAAAUCUAAGAGCCCCAUAAAAACCUUCAAGUAUUUUUUUCCAAGAGGAAGCUUGAAUAUUGAGCUCAUGAAUGAAGCCGCUCAACACCUCAUCGGGCGAAACGACUUUAGAAAUUUUUACAGCAAGGAGACAGUCAAAGAUCUUGGUAGUGUCAGCAGGAACAUAAUCUCGUCCACUGUAUUGCCAACUUGCUGUGACCUCAAGGCUCUCUACAGUGAAUCCUGCCAAUGUGCCAGCAACCCUAAGGAAAAGGAUAGUGAGCCCAAGGAGAACGUUGUACAUAGGCCAGCCCGAGGAGAUCAAAGGAGAGGGAAGCGUCUUGAAAACGCUCCUGAAGUGACACUCAGGAGAGCAGAUGAUAAGGAUGUAGGGGGUCAGAGUAAUAGAGAGGAAGGAUACGACAUGUGUGUGGCAACCCUCAAAGGAGAGGACUUUCUGUGCGAGGAAGUGAGGAAGAUCAUGGCACUGCUCUUCAGCGUGGGAGUGGGGAAGGCAGAGCCGGAUUCUGUUGUGGCAAUGUUGGAUGCUAGCAAACAGCCAAGAAAGAAACAGCACUUGAUUACAAGUGAAGUACCACUGGUCCUCUUCAAAGCAGUUUAUGAAGAAGAGGGCUGGCACUGGGAUAGCAAAGCUCUGCGGCAGGUGAUUUCACAACUUCAGGCUUUCUGGAUGCAGCAGGCUGUUCGAGCCAGUGCUAUGAGACACAUCCUUAAGGACUUGGAGAACCAGUACUCCAUCAUCUCCAGAAAAGACCUAAUUGAUCCUCUACCUCAGGAUCAGUGUGAAAAUUUAGUCGGCAAAGACUCCUCCUCAGUGUUUCAGAUUGUUGCCAAAACCACUCAGAAUGAUCAUGAAUACUCCACAUCCAAGCCCAGUGCAGCUGGGAAUGACAACAAAAAUCAAGACGAGGCAGACUUCAACCACACUGCCACCCUUCUGUUGAUCGAAUUCAUCCGCCAGAGAUUCCAGAGGUUUCUCCUGAUACACUCCCGUGCUGUGGUGUACAGGGAGGUGCAGGAGGAACUGUGUUUCAGGGGCUUUUCCUUUACCAUUGAGAAGAUCAGGAGGAAGUGGAAUAACCUGAUCACUACAUACCGGAGAAUAAAGGAGAAGAACAGCGAAGAUCCGAAAGUCAAAAUAAUGUGGGAUUACUUCCAGCUACUGGAUGAUCUUUUAGGAACAACAGUUCUCACUGUGCCACCAGAAUGUGAAGUUCAAAGUGGUAAUAGCAGUGGCAGUAAAGGUCCUGUGGCACCCCAGUCUACCCUCCAAACUGAGGAAGUGCCUCUGACAAAACCAGCCUCCCCAGCAAAGGCAUCAGCCCCUUCAAAACUUGCUUCAACACCCACUAAAGCCCAUUCUCCAGAGAAGAUGGAGGCACCGAAAAAUUCCCAGGUCUUCCGUCCAAAUGUCCCUAUCAAGUCUGAAGAAAGAGCCGAACCACCAGUUAUCCACAUAGUGCAGUCUUCAGCAGGUACAACACUCACUGUGCCUCCAAGGUCACCCAGUGCACCCCUGCAUAGUGAAAAGACAGUUGUGCUGCAGACCUCAACACCUAGGGUAGAGAAAGUACAAGUCAAUGGCAAGGCGUCUGACCCAUCAACAGUCUUCCUUGAAUAUCAGAUUGAGCAAGGGGAGCGGCGGCUGGAUGUCAUGGAUGAGUAUUUCGAGUACAUGAAGGAAAGGUUAACAAAGAAAAUGGAGUACAAACGGGAGAAAGCCCUGAGGGACAGCAAGAGUAUCAAAGUGCUUCGGGAAAUUGGAGAUGCUUCUGAAAACCUGAAGAAGGGUUUGCUGGAAGUGAAGGCUCCUGAGGGAAUAAAAGCAACUGGAGAGUGUUAGUGGCUGUGUGAGAAAUGUGAUAAUUUUAUCUGUUAAUGUUGUUCAGUGUUGUUUUCCAGUGAAAUGUAUGUUUAUAGAUAUUUAAAUUUCUAGAGUGGAUUUUUCUUAUUGAUAGUCAUCAUUUAGUUUGGAAAAUGAGAUUUGUAGUUUUUGAAGCUGAAAAAAUCUAGAAUCACAAAUUAAUUGCGUAGAUGAUUAUUACAUAGAGCAAAUCUUUAUAAGAAAGACUGUUGAUCAGACCACUGUGGUGCCUUCUAAAGUCUCUGACAAACUUUGUUUUUAUUUAAUUUUCUCGUCUCCCUUUUUCAGUUAGUGCAGUUCUCAUGAAACCUAGUCAGCUUAUAAAUAAACAGUCUGGUAAAUUUCAGUUUAAGAAUUAUUCCUUAUUCAUAUUCCUUUAUAGAUCUGUUCCUGAUGCUAUAGUGUAUACAUGAGUAAAAUCAAUAAUAGUUUCAGUUGUAAUAUCAGAUAGUUAUAUCUAAAAUAGUUGUUAAUCUUUAAGUUUAUUUGUUUCAGUAGUAUAAGAAUAUUUUUUCAACUAAAUUGAUAAGUUAAGAUAAAUGUAAUUCUGAUACACUCUUGUUCAAUCAGAAAGCAAUGCUUCUGAAUAAAUUUAUUGGAAUUUCACAUUUUUCUCAUGAACUUUAAUGUCCUUAUGAAUUUGGUAUCCUCUUUCAUAUCAUCAGAAAUCAAGUCAGGAAAAAAUAUUUAAUAUGCAAAUCAUGGAAACAUGUGAAAAAUAACAUGCAAAUAGAAAAAACAAAAUCUGGAUCAACUAUCAAUACAUAACUAGACACUAACACAGACACCAUUCCUAAUUUAGCAGUCACCCAAUUUCGAGUUUACUGCUGAACUCGUUACAUAAAUACUGACUUCUUAAGUGUAUAUACAAAAAGAUUGCAUGAGAGAACGUGGUUACAAAUUGUAAGGAAAGUAAAAAUACACUUGAGCUUAAAAAUCACAUUCUGCAUAACAGAUAGGCAAUCAUCUAUAGGAUGUUUUCUCUAAACAAACACAGUUUAUGAUUUUUACUGUUUAUACGUUAUCAAAAACAUUAUUGACUAUGAAACCCUCAAAUGACAAAUGUAAGUUUUACACACUCGACAUUUUGUCAUAUUUUCUUCCAUACACGCACAAGAAGAAUGUUGGCUACUUUUCGAGGUGGUCGUUAGUGUCCAUAUAAAAAAUAUAUGAUGAAGCUAUGUCUUCAGGGAUUAUUGUGAACAAAGGUUCAACAGAGUGCUGGAUAUUCCUUUCCUUAGUCUAGAAAUACGUGGCUAUAGAAAAAUAUAAACAGAACGGUUGAUGGCGGGAAGGUUACGAAAGGGGAAGCUAGUGUAGAAAGGGUGGGAACCUCUGCAAUAGAUCACAAAACAAUUAGGCAACAAAGAGUAUUUUCACACAAAAAAUGUUUUCAGUACG